This is a messenger RNA of Penicillium chermesinum, 2973 nucleotides long. Its product is annotated as SacI domain and endonuclease/exonuclease/phosphatase family protein. The record is from RefSeq and is a predicted model, not a curated record. Gene Ontology annotation, biological process: phosphatidylinositol dephosphorylation. Gene Ontology annotation, molecular function: phosphatidylinositol-3,5-bisphosphate 5-phosphatase activity; phosphatidylinositol-4,5-bisphosphate 5-phosphatase activity. Lineage: Eukaryota; Fungi; Ascomycota; Eurotiomycetes; Eurotiales; Aspergillaceae. Gene Ontology annotation, cellular component: membrane; cytoplasm. The transcript is spliced from 7 exons. Bases 1 to 2973 code for a protein of 990 amino acids.
AUGUUCAAUCUCCGGGUCCUCUGUCGAGACCAUCCACAGCGGACUAUUGCCCUCGUGACAUCAGACCAUGUCCUAAUCUUCCAUUACGGUGCGACCGAAUCUGGUUCAGCCGCAGGUCCGCCCCGCUGCCGGGUCGAAUUCUCCGAUGCUAGUUCUGCAGACCUCGAAGCCUAUCGGCCUCUGGGCGCUGGGUAUGGAACUCUUGGAUUGGUCACUUUGAACGACGAUGUAUUCGUUUGCGUGAUAACGACUGCUUCUCAAGCCGCCAACGUAAGGCCCGGGGAGACUGUGGCACGAAUCGAAUCGGUUGACUUUUAUUGCCUCAACCGGAUCGAUUAUGAGUAUGGGCUGGACUACGAAACUUCAGGGCAUUUUGCUGCCGACGAGCGUCCAGGGCAAGAGAGCAGAGAAGUGCUCACCGAUCAUCCUUUCUUAGCAUUGAAGAAGUUGCUGGGGGAUGGCAGUUUCUACUACAGUCUGGACUUUAACCUGACCGAUAGACUUCAAGACCGUGCCGACAAGUCCGCGGCUUUCGACAUCGAUUCUUUAGACCAAGAUAUGCUUUGGAACUCAUACAUGAUCAAACCUCUUCUUAAUUUUCGACAAGGUCUGCCCCCGUCUGAGAAGGCUAAAUUAGAUGCAUCCCGACUGCUCACAUGUGUCAUCCGCGGAUAUGCCGGUACUUUGAAGCUGCCGGCUACUAUUCCGAUUUUACCUAAUGUGCGGUCAACACUGCCUUCACUUUUUACCAUCAUUUCACGGCAGUCCUCCAGGCGUGCUGGUACCAGGUUCAACUCCCGGGGUAUUGAUGAUGACGGCCAUGUUGCCAACUUUGUCGAAACCGAAGUUAUUCUCUGGGUUGCCCCGGGUAUCGUCUUUUCGUAUGUUCAAGUUCGAGGAUCGAUACCCAUAUUCUGGGAGCAAACACCAGGAUUGAUUCCUGGUCAGCAAAAGAUUGAGAUCACACGAUCAAGCGAGGCAACGCAACAUGCGUUCGACCAACACUUCGAAGCCCUCGCAUUGGAAUACGGCGCUGUGCAUGUCGUCAAUCUGCUCAGUGAACAAAGAUCAGGUGAAGCUGAUUUAUCUGCCAAGUAUCGCAAGCACAUUGCACGGAGUUCACUCCGCCAAAGGGAAGCAGAUGGUAGUCUCGAGCACAGCCUCCUUCGGUUGACAGAAUACGAUUUCCAAGCUGAGACUCGGGGGCCGACUGGGUACGAAGCAAGUAACCAGAUUAGGCCGCUACUGUCUGAUUCUCUGGGUGCAUUCUCAUUCUUCCUAUCUGAGGAACACCAACGAUCCGAAGAUGCACCCAGCUCUUCAUUCGUGAUUCUGCAACAAGAGGGCGUGUUCCGCACCAACUGUUUGGAUUGUCUAGAUCGAACAAAUCUAGUCCAAACUAUCAUCAGUUCGAUGUCGAUAGAAUCGUUUCUUCAUCAGCAAGGGGGUAGGUUUGGUUCAGACAUGCAGAUGCGCCACUCAACCCUCUGGGCGGACAACGGCGAUGCUCUUUCAAAGAUCUAUGCAGGUACAGGUGCUCUCAAAUCUUCCUUCACUCGGAGUGGGAAGAUGUCGCUCGCGGGAGCGCUUGCGGACGCACGUAAAAGCGCUACUCGACUUUACGUCAACAACUUCACGGAUAAAGCUCGUCAGAAGACGAUAGACCUUCUGCUGGGUAGAUUGGCAAAUCAAAUACCAGUCUAUCUCUACGAUCCAGUGAAUGAUAUGGUCACAGAGGAAUUGGCCCGACAUGCCUCUGAAUUCUCCACCACCAGAGAUAUCCGGCUCUGGGUCGGAUCAUUCAACGUCAACGGUCGUAAUGAGGGGCCCGGUACUGAUCUUACCCCUUGGCUGUUCCCUGAAGCCGAUCAAUCCGACGAAGACCCAGUGAUAUUUGGUGUCGCUUUCCAGGAAAUUGUGGACUUAAGCCCCCAGCAGAUCAUGUCUACAGACCCAGGCACUCGAAAGGUCUGGGAAAGGGCCGUUCAGGACUGCUUGAAUCGGCGUUGCAAGCAAAAAGGGACGGGCAGGUAUGUCCUACUGAGAAGUGGGCAGCUCGUAGGUGCUGCCUUGAUGAUUUAUGUGAAGGCGGAUUCUCUGCACGAUGUCAAGAAUGUCGAAGGUGCCGUUAAAAAGACUGGUCUCUCUGGGAUUGCUGGAAAUAAAGGUGGAUGUGCCAUCCGAUUUGAGCUCUGCGAUACUAGUAUAUGCCUCGUGACUGCACAUCUGGCAGCUGGUUUCGCCAAUUAUGAUGAACGGAAUAAGGAUUACGAAACUAUUCAUGGCGGUCUUCGCUUCCAGAAGAGUCGCUCAAUUGCCGACCAUGACGUGGUGAUUUGGCUCGGUGAUUUCAAUUACCGCAUCGGCCUUGCGAAUCAAAUUGUGAGGGACCUAGUUGCACAGCGCGAGUACCCAAAGCUCUACGAACACGAUCAGUUGAACCUUCAAAUGGUUGCCGGGAGAGCAUUCCAAUAUUAUCAAGAGGGCCGGAUAACCUUCCCACCAACCUACAAAUACGAUAUCGGGACUGAGACUUACGACACUUCUGACAAAGGACGUAUUCCGGCUUGGUGUGACCGUGUGCUCUGGAGAGGAAACCUGCGACAAACCAACUAUCAAACUGCGCCCUUGCUGGUUUCGGACCACCGUCCCGUGUGGGCAACUUUCGAGAGCAGAAUCAAUGUCAUUGACCAUGCCCGCAAAGAUCACCUCCGUCGUCAGAUCUAUGAAAAUAAACAACGAGACGCCCUCUCUGACGCCGUUAAUCUCUUGGAUCUGGACGAUGAAGAUAGUGCGGGUCCAGUAUCCAUUGCUCCAGGGCUUCCGCCAGCAAGUUCCGACCGCAGUCGGUGGUGGCUGGACAACGAAAUCACAGGUGCCCCUGGCAAAGCCACCCUUCAGCCGCCUGGAGAAGGCCUCGUGCCAAACCCCCCGGCGGAAAUCGAAUCCGUUCUCCCCAGAUUCAGAGCCUGA